AGGGUCGAUAACGACCAAAAUUAUGACGCAACUUUAAAAUGCAUAGUAACCGCGAACUGUUCAUUGAAUUUUAAUUAUAACGCCAUCUAUGAAUUCUUUAACGUACAAUUAUGAUGCAUGGUACAGUUUUAUUGAAAGUUGACAACUUUUUCUAAUGACAAUUAGGCGUGCAAGUUUAUACAUGUUCAUUUCUGGAAAAAUUUCGCGACUGAUCGGAUGAAAAUGUCUCGUCACGUACUCUCGACACAUGAAAUAGCCGAUGCCCUGGAGGAUUUCGAUGACGAUGAAGAUCUUCAGGGCCUUGAUAUUUAUAUCGAUCCGCCUUGUGAUGGUACCAUGUCGGAUGGCGAUUCAGGUGAAGAAGAUUGUGAUAGCAUAAAUCGAUUGAACCGUCAUCAAUUACUUGCUCCGGCGGAGAUGGUGUUACGACAACGUGAAGAACAUGAUGAAGAAAACAGAACUAUCGAUGAGGUAUUAGUCAGUCCUAGUACUAGUUCUCAAUACCUAGAAACCCUUACACCGGCAGCAGGACCCAGCUCAAACAGGUCACGACGUUCUCGUCAUGUUGAAACCCGGGCUGAUGGAACUUCUUCAGAACGUAGUCAGCAACGGCAGCGCAUCGUCAGGCCCCGCAAAUGGGUAAAGCGAGACCUUCGUUAUCAACAAUGUGAGUGGUCACCUCCACUGCCACGAGCUGUUCUCACACUUACCAAAGAAAGUGAACCAAUAGAAUUCUUUGAAUUAUUUUUUAGUGAAGAUGUUAUAAGGUAUAUAGUCAGACACACCGUAAUGUACGCUGUUGAAAAGCACAAUUAUAAUUUUUGUUUAUCAGGGGAUGAGUUGAGCUGUUUCAUAGGUAUAUUGCUCCUUAGCGGUUACGCGCCUUUACCGAGACGACGUAUGUAUUGGGAAACCAACGAGGAUACCCACAAUGUUUUAGUUGUGAAAUCGAUGCGGCGAAAUCGAUUUGAAGAAAUAUUUAGGUAUUUUCACGUUGCAGACAAUGGUAACCUACGUGCAGGUGAUAAAAUGGCCAAAAUUCGGCCAUUGUUCAACAUCAUGAACAAAAAGUUUCUAAUGUAUGCUCCCAUCGAAAAAAACUUGAGUAUCGAUGAAUCAAUGAUACCAUACUACGGGCGUCAUGGCUGUAAGCAGCACAUUCACGGCAAACCAAUCCGUUUCGGCUUCAAAGCAUGGGUAGCUGCGACUCGCUUAGGAUACUGCUUACAAGCUGAUUUAUACGAAGGAAGAUCUGAAGCGCGAGAAACAGGCCUAGGCGAACAUGUUGUUACCAAAUUGAUGAAUACGGUGAAGACCGAAUACCCUGAAACACUAUUUUCUGUGUAUUGUGACAACUUUUUUACCGCUCCUAGUUUACUUAGCUCUUUGCAAGAAAACAAUGUGAAAAUAACUGGAACUGCUCGCCAAAAUAGGAUAGACAAGUGUCCACUGAUAGAUGCUAAGUCUUGCAAAAAGCAGCCUAGAGGAUUUUAUGAUUAUAGGUUGGACACAAAUGACAACAUCUGUGCUGUACGAUGGAAUGACAACAGCGUGGUGACAUUGUUGUCUAAUGAAUUUGGAGUGCACCCUGUUCAAAAAGCACGUCGAUAUUCAGUUGCUGCUAAACAGAAAAUUGAUAUUGAUCAGCCAAAUGUUGUUCAGCAAUACAACUGAUUUAUGGGUGGAGUAGACAGACUUGAUGCUAAUGUGGGCGUUUACCGGAUUGCCAUCAGAGGAAAAAAAUGGUAUAUGCCCAUUUUGAUGUGGUUGAUAGACGUCGCUGUCAAUAAUGCUGCUUUACUCGCUAGAUCAUACGGGGCAAACGUAGAUACUUUAGAAUUUCGUCGGUCUAUUGCAAGAACAUUACUCCUGAAAUAUGGGAAUAUAAGAUCUCAACCUGGGCCACGUCCGCAAGUGAGAACAAAUGUACCGGUUUCUGUUAGAAAACAUUCAGCUGAUCAUAUUAUUCUGACUGGCCAGGUCAAAAAACGAUGUGCGUUAUGAUAAAAUAAAACAAUCAAAAUGUGUCGCAAAUGUUACGUCAAUUUGCAUGAUAAGUGUUUUGCAGAAUUUCAUUCCUUAUGUCCCCACCAUUUCUUUUUAUUAGUUAGUCAUGUGUUUUUAUAACUGUGUGUUUUUUUAUUUGUUCCUAAUAAAGACUGAUUAACAUUAUUAUAACGCAUUUUUAUUUGGUUGGUACUGAUUUCAUACUAUUGAACGAGUAUAUGUGCCCAUAGGGUCGUUUAUGACCCGCUGAAAAAAAUUAACUUCUCGAACUGAAAACGAAAAUCUACUAGUACUAGCCUUAUAUGUGAUCAUUCAUACAUAACAUACAUAAAUAUUAUAAAAAUCGGUGUUAAAAAAAGUUCUGAGCAUAUAUGGGUUAAGAAAAUAUUUAAUGUUUAUAUUUCUUAAUUGAGUUUUUUUAUUUAGUAUUAUGUUUUACCUUACGUUAAAUUUAAAUUAGGUAAAAAACUUAAACAAAUUGAUUAAAUUUUGAAAUCAUUUGUUAUCACCCACUAUAACAACCCAUGUGUGGAUUGAAAUGGGUUAUUAUUGGGUUUUAACCUACUUGUGGGUUAUAACCCGGGUCAAAACCCAUCUCUAGUCCCAAUUUUGAUUUGUGAAAUCAUGAUCAUGUUAGUGGUCAUUGAUGGAAGGAAAUAAGUCUUCAACUAUAAACGUUUUUAAAGCUUUUGGUACGAUUUGCUGUGUGGUACCGGAUCUUGUUAGGUUUAUUGUCGUCAUUUAAACACUGUUUUACUUCCUUUACACAGAUUCGACACAUCUGUAUAACCUUUUCCGAAGCAUAUACUAACUUUACUCUGUUUUUUUAUGAAUUAAAGUUUUUUCAUUAAUCGAUCCGAGCAAACCUAUUAUAGAUGUUUUGCACAUAAUUUUU
Messenger RNA from Spodoptera frugiperda (fall armyworm), 2902 nucleotides. RefSeq names its product piggyBac transposable element-derived protein 3-like. The transcript is spliced from 2 exons. Bases 217 to 1674 code for a protein of 485 amino acids. Gene Ontology annotation, molecular function: sequence-specific DNA binding. NCBI's taxonomy places the organism in Eukaryota, Metazoa, Arthropoda, Insecta, Lepidoptera, Noctuidae. The record is from RefSeq and is a predicted model, not a curated record.